Mya arenaria is the source of this 8975-nucleotide messenger RNA. RefSeq lists its product as uncharacterized. The transcript is spliced from 17 exons. NCBI's taxonomy places the organism in Eukaryota, Metazoa, Mollusca, Bivalvia, Myida, Myidae. Gene Ontology annotation, biological process: regulation of synaptic transmission, glutamatergic; G protein-coupled glutamate receptor signaling pathway. Gene Ontology annotation, cellular component: membrane. The coding region runs from base 4 to 8181 and encodes 2725 amino acids. Gene Ontology annotation, molecular function: adenylate cyclase inhibiting G protein-coupled glutamate receptor activity. The record is from RefSeq and is a predicted model, not a curated record.
CUGAUGGGAGCAUCCAGCAGUGGCGAUACAAAGGAACUAGAGAAGUUUGCUGAGUACCACGACCUAGCCCUUGUCUCAUACUACGCCACCGCCCCUGAACUCUCUGACACUGAAAUGUUCCCCAAUCUCAUGAGAACCAUUCCACCAGAUGGACCACUUACCAAAACAAUCACGGAUUUCCUUGGCCAGUUGAAUUGGGAGUAUGUGGCUGUUGUCUACACAGACAACAGUUAUGGCCGCGGGGCAUAUAAUGCGAUUCGCCCGCAUCUCGCCAAGGCUGGCAUCUGUCUGACAGCUGCCCUCGGUGCUGACCCCUUGGAUGACUCGGAUGCCACCAUUGAUGAUGUUUUACGGAAGUUGAUGCAGACAAAUACCACUGGUGUGAUUUAUCUUGGGAACGGUUUGCUGAUUGAUGCAUUGUUUAAGAGAGGUGCACUGUAUGAAGGGGCUGGAAAACUUCAGUGGGUUGUCACUGACAGUGUGUCCCUCUCUGACAAAUUCCCUGGUCAGACUUAUCCUAGAGGACUGAUAUCUGUGGUGCCAUCUAGCCGCACAAUCAUAGAAUUUGAGGACCACUGGGUUCGUAUUGAUCACACCACCUCGUCGACAGAGAAUCCCUGGUUCCAAGACCAGUACAUGGCCCAAUACAAGUGUCGUAUACCAGGGAGAAACUCUGUGUACACCACAGAUUGUCCGAUACUCACAGAAAUUCAGCGCCGAACAGACUUUGUUCAGGACCAGUUUGUAGAGCCGGCUGUGCACGCAGUAUUCACAUAUGCUCGUGCCCUGAAACAAGCUCACAGUGACCUGUGUGGUGUCCGAGGAAUGUGUGAUGCCCUGCUGCAACUGUCUGCAGGAGACUUUCAUCUAAAUUACAUGCGGCAGAUGGACUUCAUCUACGGGAAAAAAGAGCGUGUUGAGAGCUUGGCAUCCUAUAGUUUAGUACCAUACAAUGCCCCAGCUAGGGUGAAAUAUGAGGGAAACGAUAUCACAAACCCAGCGUUUGAGGUGUUCAAUUUCAACGACUACCCUAGUGGAACGUCAUACAAGUUUACAAGCAUCGGCACAUACAUCAACCAGCUGCUGGAGAUAGUCAACACCCGCUUGAGGUUCUACGAUGAGCCCCGAACAAUGGUUCUCCCUUACAUACCAACCUCCCAGUGCCCUUCCCAGCCCUGUAACCCCUGUCUAGGGGCCAUCAUAGACCCCAAAUACGUAUACAUACCUGGUGACGUUGUUAUCACAUCUGCCUUUAGUGUGCAUGCUCGGGGACCACAGCCUCUGUCCUGUGGAGACUUUCUGGGCAGCAUUAUGGACAUGGGCAUACAGAGCAUGGAGGCAUUCAUCUACGCCAUUCACCUGGUCAAUACAGAAGUAGCCCCUGGGAGAGGUUGGUUGAAAGGAGUAAAACUUGGAGGCCUGGGUUUCGAUGACUGUCAGAAUGCAAUCCUGUCUAACCAGCUGAUCACAGACGUUCACCACUAUUCCCGUGCCAUUCGCGAUGAAAAUGGUCAAAACCUUCUUGAUCCACGUAAAGUUGAGGCCUUUUUGGGUCCCUGGAUGUCAUGGGACAUGUCUGAGUUAAUGAAAACAUUGAAGAGACCAGUAAUUGGUGUACAGACCUUGUCUACUGAAUUUAAUGACUUUGAAAAGUAUCCGUAUUUCGUUAGAGCUACACAUGAUAUAGAAUACAUUGCAAGGACAUUCAUAAAUGUUGUGAAGAGAAAUGGAUGGAAGUACAUACAGGCUGUGAUUCACUCGGGACCGAAUGGUGAAGAGUCGGGCAGAAUUCUAAAGAAGGUGGCUGCCGAAGAAGGAAUUUGUGUUGUGGCUACACAUGAGAUUAAUGGGAUGUCAGACAAUGGGGCAGAGGUUGUAGAGCUUCUGAGGCGCCGCAUGGACGUGCAGCCUGUGGCUGUCUUCCUGGAAAGUAAUGGCUUCCAUGUUCUUGCAAAGGGGUUGAAGGAAACUGACUCUCGUGGAGAGUUCCAGUUCAUUACUUCGACUGGUAACAGUUUGCGCCUUGUUAAAGGUUAUGAAGAGUAUUUAACUGGACUGAUCAGUUUUGAAUUAUGGAAUGGGCCAUCUAUGACUGGAUUGGUUGACAGUCUUAAAACAGUUGAUGUUCAGACUUACACAACCAACCCUUGGAUGAGAGAGUGGUAUGAAAACUUCUAUGACUGUUCUUUCAAUCCCAUCCCUGGUCAGACAGUGUGUGGAGCACAGAACAUGUUUGCUGACGCCAACUUUGAACUUAACUCUGACAUCAUUGCAGUGGUUUAUGGAGUCAUAGCAACAGCCCAGGGCCUGCAUGAGACCUUAAAACACUACUGUGGUGAUAACUACGAAGGUGUGUGUGGAAACUUUAUGAAUGCUCGAGACAAGGGCGAGUCACUUGUGCAGAAUAUAAUUACCAAGACACGGUACGUGGUGAACACUGGAGCAGCCAACAAUGUGUACGAUUUCAACAGUCAGCGAAUGGGAAAUAUCCCUUACAAAUAUUUCAACUUCCAGCGGGCAACCGCCCUCAAUUCCUACUACUACACUGAGGUUGGAGAAUAUCGGCCGCGUGAGGACAGUCUGUACCUGGAGAACUUAAUUCUGAUCAACAGCCUUCCGUCUGGCCAGAUCCGCUCUUCCUGCCCUGGCAUCUGCAUGGAGUGCCUCUACCUCUUCGGCUACCAGAAAUUCAUGUACGUCGAUGGUGACAUUAUUAUCCCCGGAAUAUUCGAUGUUCACUACCGCGGUGACUCACCUUACAGUUGUGAUGACAUUCGGGUGGAGAAUGGCUUCCAGUACACAGAGGCUUUCAGAUUCGCUCUUGAUAGGAUCAACUCGGGCAUGGCCGAUGUCAAGUUGAACGGUGUUAAGCUUGGAGGCCUGGGAUUUGAUGGUUGCACAGACCACAUUCGAGCAUCGGCUAUUGUUACUGGCAUGUAUUCAGGAGCCUACCCAAUUCCAAACACAGACCUUGCAAGCACAGAGGUUACCACUGAGGACUUAAUGGCCUGGCUGUCAUAUGACAGCAAGACAACUGUGAAUGUAGCUACCAUCCUACAACGUCAUGGCAUUCCUGCAGUCUCACCAGGGGCAACCAGUCCACUCCUUGAUAACAAGAAAAUGUUCAAUACCUUCUUUAGAACCAUUCCGUCUGCAAGUGUGGUGGCUGAAGCCAUUGCCAAACUGUCCAAUCUGCUUGGUUUCAAGUAUGUGGUUACUGUGAAUGCACCUGAAGAUGGAAACAGGGAAGCAGUAAGGGUUUUUAGAGAGCUUGCAAAAACUGAAGGGAUCUGUAUUGGUGCCUCAUAUGAGUUUAAAACUGACGGGAGUGAGGCCCAGAUUUUCCGCUACCUUACAGAAUCUACAACCAGGGUUGUGGUUGUCUUUGCGAGCCCAGAUGAGUACAUCGAGGGACUUUUAAGGGAGAAAGACCGGGUAGGAAACACAGACAUCAUCUUCAUUACCAGCCAACCAUGGACAACACCAGCAAAGAAAAUAAAACCAAGUGGGGACUCUCCAAUCAUAUCUACCAUCAGUUUCAACAUGGAUGGAAACAUUGACCUGAAUGACUUCUUACUAUUCUUGGAGAGUGAGAGUCUGUCUCUCAUGGACCACCCAAAUCCCUGGUUCCGAGAGUAUUUCGAGUCUGUGAUGCAAUGUAACCUGGCCGGCACAUACAAGUACACAAGGCAGUGCCAAGCCUCCAAUGUUGUCCCCCUUGACACUGAUCGUAUACGCCAGGAUAUGAGUGUUCUACCUACCAUUAAUGCUGUCUAUGCCAUCGCUGAGGGAAUCCACCGCACUCUACAAACCAAGUGUGGUGUCAACUACACCGGUGUAUGUUCAGAGUUUAUCAGUGAUGAAACUGUGUUUGAUCAGAUAAUGGCCAACAUGGACAUCCUGAGUUUCCGUGACAUAAUGGACAUGAUGUUCCGGUUCGUUGAAAGAGAAGCUGACCGCAGCCUGACAUUCUAUCAAGUUCAGUCAAAUGGAAAUGAGAACAGAGUUGGCACAUACACCGGCCAGUUGAAUAUUCCCCUGGAAGAGACUUUAAAGGGUCAGUAUGAGAACGUUCAAGCCACUUGCGUGGGUGAGUGUAGCCAGUGCAAGGACGAUAGCUCCGGCAUCGAGAAAUUCAUGUUCAUCGCUGGAGAGGUCACUAUUGCAGCAUUGUUUGAUGUUCACAAAAUGGGAAACACACCGUACACGUGUGGUGAGAUAAAUGACAUGCAUGGCUUCCAGCUCAUGGAGGCCUUCAACUGGGCCAUGAACUAUGUCAACACGAAGCAGGGCAUGUUCUCCAACCGCCUGAGGGGCAUCAAGCUUGGCUCUCUUGUGUUUGACACUUGCAGCAGUGCUGUCAGGGCAGGCAAUCUUGUGGCCAACUACCAUGCCAGAAAUUUUGAGAUUGAGACAACAGAGUACAGAAUAGACCCCAGCUUGAUCGACCUCUACAUUGGUCCAAUGACGAGUGAAUCCACUGUCCGUGUUGCUGACGUACUUAAAGAGUUAGGUAUUCCUCAGAUUGGCUAUGGGGCAUCAACCUUAGAGCUCACAAACCAACGCAAGUAUGGCUAUUUCAUAAGGACUGUGCCAGCUGAUGACAAGCAAGCCAGGACCCUGAUUUCUCUCCUCAAGAAAUAUGAACUUGAAAAUGUUCAGCUGAUCUCACAGAACAGCUCAAAUGGAGAGUACGCCAGAGAAGAGUUCCUGCGACUUGCCCCUAUCAACAAAAUAUGUGUAUCUGCUCAGUUUGUGAUUGGUCAAGCAGGAAAGGUAGAUGCAAAUGAAGCGCUCGAUGUUUUGAAGAAAUUGAAUGAUAAGCCACAAGCUAAGGCAGUUGUCGUAAUUAUGGAUGACCCUUCCACUAUGUUGCUUGAAGCAAAUAACUUGAAUCAAAUUAUAGAUGGAGGAUUCUUCUUUAUAACAACUGACCAGAUGGGAUUUGGAAUGCGUGGGUAUGAAAAUCUUGAGGGAAUUGACCGUCUUGUAAGCAAUAGAAGGUUGAUCACUCUAGAGGUGGAGUCUGCUGACUACCCAGAGGUGGACGCCUAUUUGGAGGACAAAACACCAGCUAACUAUAUGGCCAAUCCUUGGUUCAGGGAGUACUUUGAGUAUAUUCACAAUUGUUCAUUUGGAGAUCCUACUCUGGCUUCCCCCCUUGCAUGCAAUCAGUACACAAUGGGCUAUCCGCGGGCAGAGAAGUUUAUCCAGGAUCCAUAUGCGCUUUAUGUGAUCAACGCAGUGUUCUCAGCAGCCCUUGGCAUUGAGCAGACCGUGAUUGACAUGUGUGGAGUGACCUACACGGGCAUCUGUAACAUCCUGCUUGACCAUGGCGAGAGACGUGAAAUGUUCCUCAGUAAUAUAAAAAAGGUGAGGUUUGAAGACCGAACCAAGCAGCCAUUUUACUACACACCAGCUGGCUCGAGUGACAGAGGCUACCACAUUUACGAACCCCAGAAUUUUGGCCUCAGUCUGCAUGCAGGUGCACAGUCAUACUACUGGGAAGAUAUUGGCAGUUACAAUGACACCCACUUCCUGAAGAUGGAUGUGGAAUAUGACCCCCCCAUGAGUUCCUCCUGCUCGACGGGAUACUGUGAGUGUGUCUUUCCAGAGUACCAGCCAUCCCGAUACAUGAAGAAGCCCUCACCCAAUGACCUCAACAUAGUGUUUGUCUCUGAUAUCCAUAAGGCAAAUGGGAUGGGGUGCGGAGAAAUUGAUACCGGCAGCAACAUGCAGAACUUGUUGGCUUUCUUGUUUGCCAUUGAAAGAGUGAAUGCAAACCAGAAUUCCAAGUUUCAAGCCAGUUUGAAGUUGGGAGGCGUGGCAUUGGACACUUGUUCCCAGCCUAGCCGUAUUGGGCAGGAUGUGUACAGCUUGCUCAGCGGGGAACCAAUUUGUGGUGAGAAGGAUGGCGUUCAGGUCAUCCCUGCAUCCUCUGCUGUGGCUUACAUGGUGAGGAAUAGUGGAAACUCAGUUGCCCUCAGCAGCAUGCUGUCUCCAUUGAAGAUUACCUCACUAAGUAUGAGCGCAACAUCGGUGGAGCUGAAUGAUAAGCUUGAACAUCCAUACUUCCUGCGAACUGUGCCUCCGGAUAAUGUCCAGGCUAUUGUGGUCAGCCAGAUCCUUAAGACCUUCUCCUGGGACUAUAUAACAGUUGUGUAUGCUGACAACACGUAUGGACGUUCUGCACGGGACACACUCCUUGAUCAAGCUGAAUCAUCAAACCCUCAGUAUUGUUUCAGUAGAACAAUCUCCAUGCCUCUUGAUGCUGACCUGGAAACAGCUAAAAAUGUAAUUGAUAGGUUAAACUCAAGAAUCGGUGCUAGAGUUGUUGUAACGUUUGUUACAUCUGAACAGGUACAACUCCUCUUGCAAGCUACCACUGAAAAAGGUCUCAACCAUAGAUUCAUCUGGAUAGGUAGUGACAGCUGGGCCAACAGUUACGAAAUAACAAACAAAUAUGAAGAAACUGCUGCUGGUGCCAUAACUAUUCAGAUCCGCUCUGAAUUCAGCCAGUCUUUUAGGAACUUUGUAAAGAGUGUGACAUUCACUGACCGCAAAGGUAUUCCAACUGACUGGUUUGAAGAAUUUUACCAGACGAUGCACCAAUGUCGUAUCUUGGGCAGUGUCAUCCAGAAAACCUACACUAGAAUCUGCACAGGCAAUGAACUGUUCACUGACGAUAUGUUCACUCAGGACCCAUAUGUUCUUCAUACAAUCAUCAGCGUGUAUCAGAUUGCCAAUGGUUUGAAUCAGAUAGAGGAAUGCAGCCAGAGUAGCAGUCUGAACAUUGCAUCCUGCCUCGCUUUGCUGAAAGAUCGCAAACAAACCAUCUAUGACAGCAUACUGAAUGCACAGCAUGAUGUCUUGCCCGAUGAUCUUAAGGACAGGUCUUUCAACUUUAAAUUCACUGGGGAAGGCUAUGGUGAUAUUGGGUACAAUAUUUACAACUUCAGGAGAAAUUUGACCUCAGGACAGUAUGAAUACAUCAAGAUUGGCAGUUUCUCUGGUGAUCUACGCCUUGACCCUCGUGACUACCAGAGCUACAGUUUCACGGACCGUUCCCUGCCUUCCUCUCGCUGCCAGAUUGGUACCACAUGCUCAUGCGAGGGUCUUGAUAACACCAUAUACUCGUUCAGUCGCCAGGACCGAGGCUAUGAGGUCACAGAUGAGGGGCAGUAUGAGGACCCAAUCACCGGACUGUUGGUAACUAUCGAGGACACACCUGAGAGUGCAGACAGGUUCAGGGAUAUCUGGGCCAUCAUAGUGGCCACACUGGCGGCCAUUGGAGCUUUUGCUGCCCUCUGUAUGUUCAUAUACCUGCUAGUGGUUUACCCAGUCAGGGGUGGAACAACCAUCCUUGGUUACAUGCUCUCCUUCGGAAUCAUCCUCAUGUAUGGCCUCGUGUUUGCGUUCAUUAUCCACGCUUCUGAAGAACUUUGUGGUCUCCGACGAUUUGCACUUGGAUUUGUGUAUUCCAUUGUGUAUUCAGCUUUGUUUGUCAAGCUUGUAGACUGUUGGAGAACAAAAGACAAGGAAGACAUCUAUAUGGUCAAAUAUAAUAAAAUAGGCAAUCCCUGGGGAUUGUUCUUCAGUGCAUGUCUUAUUGUGCUGGUACAAGUGAUGGUUAAUGCAGAGUGGUUGAUUCUAGAGGCACCGGGAAUGGAGCGCGUCAUAUACAACAACAUGCUGUGGCCCCGCUGUUCGCCAGACGACUUCUACGAUGAGGGACUGAUCCUCUCCAACGUGUUUAACAUGUUCCUCAUGUUCCUCUGUAUCAUUGUGGGCCUGUUCGCCUUUGGCAACGACAAAAACCACUGGGAUUGCAGAUGGUUGACGGGCUGUGUGGUGCUAACAAUUCCGUCAUGGAUGGUGUGGUGCCUAGUAGCGUCUCUGGGAGAGUACAAGAUGCGGGAUGCAGCUGUCGCUAUUGGUCUUCUGUUCAAUGCCACAGUGAUGCUGAUGUGCGGGCCAAUGCGGAAGCUCUGGUUGCUUAACCGCUACCAGGCACAGGUGGAGGCGGAAGAGCGAAAAUCUCAGUUUGCCUCAAGUCAGAGAGAUUACAACUCCAUCUAUGGGACACAAUAUGACAAUGUCCCACAGAUGCAUGACAACGGUUCAGUGAGGGGCAGUACAGUGGGAGUAGACGAUGUUUUCAUGUAUGAACCCAAGAGUUAGUCCCUUCAAUCAGCAUCAUAUGUAAUAGGCUAAGGAUGUGAGUGUUGAAUGUUUGUUGCAGCCAUGGCAACUGCAUGAAUCGGUACCUGAGAAUCCUCAUGAGCAACAGUGUCCAUAGCAACCAACAUGGCAGAGCAAUCUCCAUGGUUACUUGGUGCUUGUUGUCAAGCUUAAAUAUUUUUUUUUGUUAUUUUUGUUUUGUUUUAUUAUUGUGCUUAGAAGUCUCACAAACUGAACUUUACACAGACCAUUUCAUUACCCUAUUUGCCAUUUAUGAAAUGUUCUUAUAGAUUUUUUAUCUUGUAAAAUCUUUUUGCAACUUUAAAACAGUAACAUUGUCCUGUCUGAAUAUCAAUGUUGAUUUUGUUUUUGUUCACCAUUAUUUACAACAGCAACUUGACUAAGGUUACCAGAAAACAUAUGAUUUUAAACAAAAAAAAAUGUGCAGCCAAUUUUGGCUUAAGAUUUGAUUUCUAAAAUAUAUUCAAAAUAAAUAUUGUAAUGUUUGUGAUAAAUGUGUAUACAUGUAAAGCUGUAUGAAUGAUAUAUACAUAUGAGCGAAUCCAUAAAAUAUGUAUAUUUGUUAAAGAUAUGUUGAUUGUGAUACGGGAAUGAACUAUACAUUUGUAAAUAGUUUGUCUGUAGCUACCUGUAUGACUGUAAUUCACAGACAUGUAUAAUAUAGUUAUUUUUCUUGUCUUGUUGACAGAGUAGUAAACAAAUGCUGAAUAAAUUGUAAAGUGCUUGAUAUUUUUAUACUAAAACUAAAGUGCAAAUAAACUGUAUAUUUAUGA